UUCAGCGUUUGAGUGAAGACGGAGGCGGGUUCUGGAGAGACUUACGCUGUUAGGGAGUGUUUACUUCGCCUCUACUUCUGUUCCUCCCCGCCCUGAUGCUGCUCCGGGUCACAUACUCGUCCUGAGCCGGCUUCAGCCUGUCCGCGCAGAAGUCUCCCAGAGCUAUGGCCGAGUACUCCUAUGUGAAGUCUACCAAGCUCGUGCUCAAGGGAACCAAGGCGAAGAGUAAGAAGAAAAAGAGCAAAGAUAAGAAGAGAAAAAGAGAAGAAGAUGAAGAAACCCAGCUUGAUAUUGUUGGAAUCUGGUGGACAGUAACAAACUUUGGUGAAAUUUCAGGAACCAUAGCCAUUGAAAUGGAUAAGGGAACCUAUAUACAUGCACUCGACAAAGGUCUUUUUACCCUGGGAGCUCCACACAAAGAAGUUGAUGAGGGCCCUAGUCCUCCCGAGCAGUUUAUGGCUGUCAAAUUAUCUGAUUCCAGAAUUGCCCUGAAAUCUGGCUAUGGAAAAUAUCUUGGUAUAAAUUCAGAUGGACUUGUUGUUGGGCGUUCAGAUGCAAUUGGACCAAGAGAACAGGGGGAACCAGUCUUUCAAAUGUACGGGAAAAUGGCUUUAUUGGCCUCAAAUAGCUGCUUUAUUAGAUGCAAUGAAGCAGGAGACAUAGAAGCAAAAAGUAAAACAGCAGGAGAAGAAGAAAUGAUCAAGAUUAGAUCCUGCGCUGAAAGAGAAACCAAGAAAAAAGAUGACAUUCCAGAAGACAGAGGAAAUGUAAAACGAUGUGAAAUCAAUUAUGUAAAGAAAUUUCAGAGCUUCCAAGACCACAAACUUAAAAUAAGUAAAGAAGACAGUAAAAUUCUUAAAAAGGCUCGGAAAGAUGGAUUUUUGCAUGAGACGCUUCUGGACAGGAGAGCCAAAUUGAAAGCCGACAGAUACUGCAAGUGACUGGGAUUUUUGUUUCUGUCUCAUCUUUUUGUGUUUUUUUCUGAAUAAAAUAUUCAGAAGAAAUGC
This is a messenger RNA of Pongo pygmaeus (Bornean orangutan), 1007 nucleotides long. RefSeq names its product protein FRG1-like. Gene Ontology annotation, cellular component: striated muscle dense body; catalytic step 2 spliceosome; nucleolus. The coding region runs from base 165 to 941 and encodes 258 amino acids. The transcript has 9 exons. Gene Ontology annotation, molecular function: actin filament binding. NCBI's taxonomy places the organism in Eukaryota, Metazoa, Chordata, Mammalia, Primates, Hominidae. The record is from RefSeq and is a predicted model, not a curated record.